AUGACAAAGGAAACUGUGCACAGUACACGUCUGUUUGAAGCGGGAGCUUUCCAAGAAUGGCCGACUCUAGACGCUGGUCCUUAUUUUGACACGACGGUUCCGACGAACGUGACGGGCCUCGUUGGGAAAAGCAUCCAACUAGUCUGUAAAGUGAAGAACCUGGGAAAUAGAACCGUUUCCUGGGUAAGACAUCGAGAUAUACACCUGCUUACAGUAGGUCGUUACACCUACACGAGUGACCAACGUUUCGAGGCGAAGCACAUCCCUCAUACAGAAGAAUGGACGCUCUGGAUACGAUACCCACAGAAGAAGGACUCCGGUAUAUACGAGUGCCAAAUAUCCACCACUCCACCCAUCGGACAUUCCAUUUACCUCACCGUGGUCGAGCCAGUCACGGAGAUCGCCGGAGGUCCAGAUCUGUUCAUCAACAAGGACAGCACGAUAAACCUGACAUGCCUGGUCAAAUAUGCUCCCGAGCCACCGUCCAUGAUUGUUUGGAGUCACAAUCACGAAGCGAUUAACUUCGACUCGCCGAGGGGCGGCAUCAGCCUGGUCACGGAGAAGGGACCCGUGACUUCUAGCCGUUUGCUCAUUCAGAAGGCGAUCGAGAAGGACUCCGGACUCUACACUUGCUCGCCAAGCAACACUCAUGCGAACAGCGUACGAGUUCACAUCGUUAAUGAGCAUCCAGCAGCGAUGCAUCACGGGAGCGGCGACAGAAUAGCUGCGACCUUACUUACCCCCGUUCUACUUCUUUUGAUGAUCAUUUAG
Molecule: messenger RNA, 771 nt
Organism: Habropoda laboriosa
Lineage: Eukaryota; Metazoa; Arthropoda; Insecta; Hymenoptera; Apidae
Product: protein turtle homolog A-like
Exons: 6
Coding region: 1-771 (256 amino acids)
Biological process (GO): synapse organization
Cellular component (GO): neuron projection membrane
Source: RefSeq, a predicted model, not a curated record